AGCAAAGCAUUCUGGGAUACUGGCGGGAAGGAGGGUUAGGGGCGGGGCUUCCGGCGAAAAUCUCAACAGCUGGUUAAAAUGCAGGUUAUUAAGCAAUGUUUCAGGUUGUAGGGUUUUAUUUCGUAAGUGGCUUUUAUUUCAUUAUUGUUGUACCCAGUUGUUUAGGAUUCUUAGCAAACUUUCAUGGUGUAGACUGUGUGUUUGCAAAUCUGAGUCCCACUUGGAUUUCAUUUGAAUUAUCAGAAGUGAAGGGCUUGCUUAUCACCCAGACUUUGCUAACAAGGAUUUGCAACAAGAAAUGAAUAGCCUCCGCUGAAAAAAGGGAUUUAUCCCAGUUGGGCAUUCCCAGUAAACAAAGGUAUAACUGUAUUCUCAGCAGGACAGAAUAUGCUUGUUUGCUGUUUGAUCUUCGUUAGCAAUGGCUUACCUUUCACAACGACUUUUACCGACUGCUAGCUCUUAUAUCACUAAAAACAGAAUAUUGUGGAACAGUGUGCCGCAUCUUUUGUUCCAGGACAGACAACGAGACAUGUCCAGUCAAAAGCACGGGCUAGAAAUAUUCCGUACUGCGGUCAAUGCUGUCUCACCUGAAAACAUGAUAAAGAAUAACAUGAGCCUGAUGGGAGACACUUUAACAGUCUGUGAAAAGAGGUUUCACAUCCACAAGAAUGUCUACCUUGUCGGAUUUGGAAAGGCUGUUUUGGGGAUGGCAGCUGCAGCUGAAGAUAUUCUGGGACCCCAUCUCGUGAGUGGAGUUAUUAGUGUUCCUUAUGGCAUUCAAGAGGCUUUGCAGUUGGCAGGAAAAUGGGAGAUGCUGACUGCGCCACAUAGCAAGAUUCAGGUGAUCGAAGGAGCAAAGCAUAAUCUUCCUGAUGAAGAUUCACUGCGAGCAGCAAACCACAUCAGACUUCUCGCGGAGAGACUAACGGCUGAUAAUCUUCUCGUAGUGCUCAUCUCAGGUGGGGGGUCUGCACUUCUUCCUGCUCCUGUCCCUCCAAUCACCCUGGAAGAAAAACAGAAAGUAACUAAACUACUUGCCUCAAAGGGAGCCACUAUUCAGGAACUGAAUACUGUCCGAAAGACCCUGUCCCUCUUAAAAGGCGGAGGACUGGCCAAACUGGCAUACCCUGCACAGGUAGUAAGUCUUGUCCUGUCUGAUGUGAUUGGAGAUAGUCUGGACAUUAUUGCCAGUGGACCAACAGUUGCCAGUAACCACACAGUCCAAGACUGUCUUGAGAUUUUGUCCAAGUACAACUUGACAGCUUCCAUGCCUGAAUCUGUGAAUUGUGUUGUUUCAUCUCAAAGUCAAGAACCAAGAAGUGCUGCCGACUUGUCACAUGUCUCUAACAGUGUGAUUGGCUCCAAUACCAUUGCUUUAAAUAAGGGAAAGCAGAAAGCUGAGGACCUGGGCUAUAACACUAUGAUUCUGUCCACAUCCUUAUGCGGGGAGGUCAGCAUGGUGUCCAAGUUGUACAGUUUGAUUAUUCUGUAUGCAUGCAGUAGUCUGAACUGCCAUUCAUGCCCCACCAACAUUUCUAAAAAACCUAAACUGAAACAGGAAAUCCAAGCCAUUGCUGCAGAACUAACCAUUCCUGACCUACUUAUUCAAGAAAAAUGGGAAGUAUUUGAUUAUCUGAAUAGCAGGAAGCCAGUUUGCCUUCUGACUGGUGGGGAACCUACAGUUCAGCUCCAAGGCAAAGGGAAGGGAGGACGGAAUCAGGAGCUGGCGCUGCGUGUUGCUGUUCAUCUUCAUCGUUUGAGCACAGACAGGGAACUUGAUUUGGAACACAGCAUCUUGUUUCUUAGCGCUGGGACCGAUGGACAGGAUGGACCAACAGAGGCAGCUGGAGCUGUCUCUUCCUUAGAGAUGGUGUGCAAGGCAGAAGCAGAGGGACUUCUUGUGGAGAGUUUCCUUACAAACAAUGAUUCCUACACUUUCUUUAGCAAGUUUAGCAAUGGUCAGAAUCUUAUAACGACUGGCCUAACUGGAACUAAUGUUAUGGACAUUCAGGCUGUUUUAAUUACACCAAAAGUGAAAAAAGCACAAAACUGACACCACUGUCACUGAAACUACUGUGUCUCAUUUACAGUUUUUACUAGUUAUCGAAUAAGUGUCUUAAUGUAUAUGAAUAAUAUAUUUAGGACAAGAUGGGUCUUAAAUGUUUGGUUCUAAGCAUAAGCAAACAGAAUAAAACCAUUGUGACAGGCAGGCUUAAGUCUUCUUUUCUUGAUCAUAAUAGUAGCAUAUCUAUGAAUUAGUUAACUUUGCUGACUAAUAUUAUUUGUAUUUAAUUAAUAAAAUAUUAUAUUUUA
Protopterus annectens (West African lungfish) is the source of this 2313-nucleotide messenger RNA. It is a transcript of the gene GLYCTK, whose product is annotated as glycerate kinase. Gene Ontology annotation, cellular component: cytoplasm. Gene Ontology annotation, molecular function: glycerate kinase activity. Gene Ontology annotation, biological process: protein phosphorylation. Lineage: Eukaryota; Metazoa; Chordata; Ceratodontiformes; Protopteridae. The record is from RefSeq and is a predicted model, not a curated record. The transcript is spliced from 7 exons. Bases 419 to 2053 code for a protein of 544 amino acids.